CGUGUAACCGUAUUGACGAAUAACAAAUUAAUAUCCAAAAUGAGAUGAGAACAAAUGAAACUGACCAAUUAAAAUCACAUUCUUUUCAAAGCUCAUCUGAAGAAUAGAUAAUUUUCUUAUAAAUGUUACCUCGUUAUCUUAAAGUUGUUAUUAUUUGUUAUCGCAGAAUUUCGCAGUUAUAUUUGUAAAAUAUAAGUAUAAUUAUAAAUAUUUAUUCACAUAUUGAAAAUUGAUUUCGACAAACACUAGAGUCUUACCUCUGUGAGAGAUCAUUUUGAUAUAGUUGAUAUUUUUUGAUUGUCACUAGCAAGUGGAUUAAAUAAUUCUUUCAGUCACAUCAAAACUUUGCACAUUUGUUACUUUAGUGAUAUAAAUGUAAAUGUAGAUGUUUUGGAGAGUUAAAAAUGGAAAAUAAUCCUUGGGAUACAUUAUCUACAGUAACUAAAUUUGACGGAGGUAAUAACACAAGGACUACAAUACGCGUGGAUAAUGAUAACAGUCAGAUCAAAGGACAAGUUGUGAGCAUAGUUACACCUUCUGUCAGUCUUUUAAUUGAAUCUCUUAUACAACAACUUUGUACAUUGUUUGAAAAUGAUCCAGUUCGCAGAAAUAAACUAUAUUUUGCUAUCUGUGAUAGACUUCAUGAACUGAAAUUAAUUGACGAUUCAUAUAAUAUGAUGGAAUUUGAAUCAUUAAGGGGACAAUAUCAAUAUGCAUUAUAUCAUUUGGUUACAGUUGCACGUGCAGCAACUGGUUGUGAAAAUGCAUUACGAAUUCCUAAUUCAUUAACUAUGGAAUGGUCUCGAUACCAUAGAGAAUUUAAGGAAAUAAGUUUUAUUGCUUCUGGUGGAUUUGGUCAUGUAUUUAAAGCUUUACAUCGUCUGGAUGGUAUUGAGUAUGCAGUUAAAAAGAUAGUAGUACGAUCUGGUCGAGUUAACAGUAUUAUGCAGCACCUUGAAGAAGUAAAGACUCUUGCCAAGUUGAAUCAUACUAAUAUAGUUUCUUACAAAGGUGCAUGGAUAGAGCCAACACUACCAAAAAUUUGUACUACUUUCAUACCGAGUUUGCCAUCUUCUAGAGAUUCUCAAAAUAAACUAAAUUUCUUAGAUCAUAACAAUUAUAGACAUAAAUUGUAUGCAAAUCAAAGUAUUGGCAUACAAAAUCAAUCAAAUUACAGCAGUAGUGAUAGCAGUCAGAAUUCUAAAGAAAAUGUUGAACAAGAUGUGCUAUUACAGAAUAGUACCAAAAAAAAUACGAAAUCUGGUAUGUAUACCCAUACCAAAAGUUUAGAGAAAGAAGCGAUAAAUAUGAGGGUACAAAAUUCUAUCACUAGUUAUGAUAUUAUUAACAAAAGAUUUCAUGAAUUAAACACUUCAAUUAAUACAAUAGGACCACGAAUAAUCGACGAAAAUAUUACUGAUGGAAGUAUUGAAAGAAAUACAUCGCAUAGUAUUUCUUUUAGAAGUGAUAGCAAAAAUGUAAAUAACAAAGUAGAAAAUAACAUGAACUAUACAGAUGGUAGCGAUUCAUAUGAAGAAUCUAAUAACAACAACAAACUUUGUCCAUACAUACCUCAAAUGGAACAGUAUGCAACAUUGUAUAUUCAAAUGGCGCUUUGUGAAAAGACACUUCAACAAUGGUUAAAGGAAAGAAGUGAGCUUACUUCGCAAACAAUGAUUAUUGCAGUAUUAACACAAAUUCUUUAUGGCCUGGAUUACAUACACGUCCGCGGCAUUGUACACCACGAUAUAAAGCCAAGCAAUAUAUUCAUUUCCAUGUCUGGUAAUAUUCACAUACAGUUGGGUGAUUUUGGACUAGCUUGUCCAUUGAAAAGAGAAAAUCAUCAUUCCAUUCUUGGCACACAUAUGUAUGCUGCACCAGAACAAUUGGAAGGAAAAUGUGAUCCUAAAAGCGAUGUAUACAGUUUAGGAAUAGUACUUUUGGAAUUACUAGUACAUACAAAAACUGAUAUGGAACGAGUUGAAAUAAUUAAUAGUUUAAAAAGGGGUCACAUACCUACAACACUAACUGCUAAUUAUCCUAAAUGGGCACAUAUAGUAAGCCAAUUAGUACAAGCAGAUCCUGAGAAACGACCAUCGACGAGUCAGUUAUUACAAGAUCUGAACGAGGACAAGGAUAUAACAAUAGCGCAAUUAAAGAGCGUAAUCGUGAAAAAAGACAACACAAUACAAGCGUUACAAGAUAGAAUAUUAAUGUUAGAGACACAAAUUAGCAAAUAUAAAAUAACAACAGAUGAUAUGUAAGAUUUUAAAUUAAUUGGAUUAAAAUGAGUCAAGUUUUUAGAUAAGUACAGCGUUACCUUUUUAUAAUAAAUUGUAAAGAUUUUGCAACAUAAAUUUUCAAUUCUAUAAAUUCACUAAAAGAUUAGAGCUACUAUAAAAUAAACAUUAAUUUCUUUUGUAUUAGUAAUAGAAUUAUAUAUUUGUUAAGUACGAUUAUAACUUAAAAUGCUUUUAUUGUUG
Molecule: messenger RNA, 2483 nt
Organism: Nomia melanderi (Alkali bee)
Lineage: Eukaryota; Metazoa; Arthropoda; Insecta; Hymenoptera; Halictidae
Product: eukaryotic translation initiation factor 2-alpha kinase 1
Biological process (GO): regulation of translational initiation by eIF2 alpha phosphorylation
Cellular component (GO): cytoplasm; nucleus
Molecular function (GO): eukaryotic translation initiation factor 2alpha kinase activity; ATP binding
Source: RefSeq, a predicted model, not a curated record